AGACUCUGGGGUAGAGUGGCCCACGUUGUCCCCUUUUCCGGGUCCUCCUGGUUAUGCGUCUGGCGAGGAAGGGCCGAGGGCUGUGCCUCUGCCUGGGCGGCAGCGGGAGCCGCACGGAGCCGAGGGAAACUGGGCGUUAGAUUGCGGUGACGCAGAGCUCUGAAACUCCUUAGUACAAUGACUCAAGCAGAAAUUAAACUGUGCUCUUUGUUGCUGCAAGAGCAUUUUGGAGAGAUCGUGGAAAAAAUUGGAGUCCACCUAAUCAGAACGGGCAGCCAGCCACUAAGAGUGAUUGCCCAUGACACAAGAACAUCGCCGGAUCAGGUGAAAAAGGCCCUGUGUGUCCUCAUCCAGCAUAACCUGGUGACAUACCAAGUGCACAAGCGUGGCACGGUGGAGUACGAAGCCCAGUGCAGCCGGCUGCUGCGCAUGCUCAGGUACCCCCGUUACAUCUACACCGCCAAGACCCUGUACAGUGACACGGGCGAGCUGAUUGUGGAGGAGCUGCUGUUGAACGGCAAGAUGACAAUGUCCGCUCUCGUGAAGAGGGUGGCAGACCGGCUGACAGAAACCAUGGAAGAUGGCAAGACCAUGGACUAUGCUGAGGUGUCGAGCACGUUUGUGCGGCUAGCAGACACGCACUUUGUGCAGCGUUGCCCGUUGGUGUCUCCCACUGAGAAUUCAGAGCCUGGGCCACCGCAGCCUGCCCCCACUCUUGUCAUCAAUGAAAAUGACAUGUACCUGGUUCCUAAACUGAGCUUGAUAGGGAAAGGUAAAAGGAGGAGAUCGUCUGAGGAUGAUGCCACUGGGGAGCCCAAGGCCAAGAGACUAAAACACAGCACAGAUAAUAAAGAGCCCAUUCCAGAUGAUGGCAUUUAUUGGCAGGCCAACCUUGACAGAUUCCACCAGCACUUCCGAGACCAAGCCAUUGUCAGCGCAGUGGCCAACAGGAUGGACCAGACCAGCAGCGAGAUCGUAAGAACCAUGCUUCGAAUGAGCGAGAUUACCACUCCCUCUGGUGCCCCCUUCACCCAGCCAUUGUCCUCCAAUGAGAUCUUCAGAUCUCUACCUACUGGCUACAACAUCUCUAAGCAAGUUCUUGAUCAGUAUCUCACUCUGCUGGCAGAUGAUCCACUAGAGUUUGUUGGAAAGUCUGGCGACAGUGGUGGAGGAAUGUAUGUCAUCAACCUACAUAAGGUUCUCGGAUCCCUAGCCACAGCCACUCUGGAGUCGGUUGUACAGGAGAGAUUUGGGUCUCGCUGUGCCAGAAUAUUUCGUCUAGUUUUGCAAAAGAAACACCUGGAGCAGAAGCAGGUAGAAGACUUCGCAAUGAUUCCAGCAAAGGAGGCGAAGGAUAUGCUUUAUAAGAUGCUCUCAGAAAAUUUCAUAUUGCUCCAGGAAAUUCCCAAAACGCCAGACCAUGCCCCUUCCAGGACCUUCUAUUUGUACACUGUGAACAUCCUGUCAGCUGCCCGCAUGCUGCUGCACAGGUGCUACAAGAGCGUAGCCAACUUGAUAGAAAGGAGGCAAUUUGAAACCAAGGAGAACAAGCGGCUCCUAGAAAAGUCUCAGAGGGUGGAAGCCAUCAUCGCCUCCAUGCAGGCUACAGGUGCGGAGGAGGCCCAGCUACAGGAAAUAGAGGAGAUGAUCACAGCCCCUGAACGCCAGCAGAUAGAGACUCUCAAACGGAACGUCAACAAGCUGGACGCCAGCGAGAUCCAGGUGGAUGAAACUAUCUUCUUGCUGGAGUCGUACAUAGAGAGCAACACGAAGAGGCAGUGACCCUGAAGAAGAGUCUUCCUCAAAGACCUGAGGGGUUGGAAGGAGAAAUAAAGGAGCUGCCUGGAUGCAUUCUUCGCAGUGGGAUAAACUAUGGA
Myotis daubentonii (Daubenton's bat) is the source of this 1877-nucleotide messenger RNA. RefSeq names its product RNA polymerase III subunit C (gene POLR3C). Lineage: Eukaryota; Metazoa; Chordata; Mammalia; Chiroptera; Vespertilionidae. Gene Ontology annotation, biological process: DNA-templated transcription. The record is from RefSeq and is a predicted model, not a curated record. Gene Ontology annotation, molecular function: single-stranded DNA binding. Gene Ontology annotation, cellular component: RNA polymerase III complex.